AUGCUGAGUAAUGGUAAAAGGUGUGAUAUGGCUGAUUUACUUUCAAACUUCCGGAAACAACGCGCUCAGGCCGUUAAUAAACAGCACUGGCGUUUAGCUUAUCCAAGAGAAACAGAUUAUUGCAAAACGGGUUUGUUUGUUUGCUUACAGUCCUGGAAGCAGUAUCUUGCCGUACACAAGCACUUUAUGCGCUAUUUGGCAAUCCGGAAGAAAAUCCCGAAAAAUAUUCUGGAGCGAGCCGAAAAUUUUCUCAACGAAUGCAGUGAUCAGUUAUCAGAAGAAUCAGUCUAA
Molecule: messenger RNA, 291 nt
Organism: Gongylonema pulchrum
Lineage: Eukaryota; Metazoa; Nematoda; Chromadorea; Rhabditida; Gongylonematidae
Source: the annotation of a GenBank genome assembly